GGCGGGCGCCCCGCCAUGUACCCGAGGAUGCUCCGGUGCGGCGCCGAGCUGGGCUCGCCCGGGGGCGGCGGCGGCGGCGGCGGCGGCGGCGCAGGGGGGCGCCUGGCCCUGCUCUGGAUAGUUCCGCUCACCCUCAGCGGCCUCCUCGGGGUGGCCUGGGGAGCGUCCAGUUUGGGAGCGCACCACAUCCACCAUUUUCACGGCAGCAGCAAGCAUCAUUCAGUGCCUAUCGCAAUCUACAGGUCACCGGCAUCCUUGCGAGGCGGACACGCUGGGACAACAUAUAUCUUUAGCAAAGGCGGCGGACAAAUCACGUACAAGUGGCCUCCUAAUGACAGACCAAGUACGAGAGCAGACAGACUGGCCAUAGGAUUCAGCACUGUUCAGAAGGAGGCUGUCUUGGUGAGAGUGGACAGUUCUUCAGGCCUGGGCGACUACUUAGAACUGCACAUACACCAAGGAAAAAUUGGAGUUAAGUUUAAUGUUGGUACAGACGACAUCGCCAUUGAAGAGUCCAAUGCAAUCAUUAAUGAUGGGAAGUACCACGUAGUGCGUUUCACGAGGAGUGGGGGUAACGCCACCUUACAGGUGGACAGCUGGCCAGUGAUCGAGCGUUACCCUGCAGGAAACAAUGAUAACGAGCGCCUGGCGAUUGCUAGACAGCGAAUUCCAUAUCGACUUGGUCGAGUAGUUGAUGAAUGGCUACUCGACAAAGGGCGUCAGCUCACAAUCUUCAAUAGCCAAGCAACCAUAAUAAUUGGCGGGAAAGAUCAGGGCCAGCCCUUCCAGGGCCAGCUCUCUGGGCUUUACUACAACGGCUUGAAAGUUCUGAACAUGGCAGCAGAAAAUGAUGCCAACAUCGCCAUAGUGGGAAACGUGAGACUGGUUGGUGAAGUGCCUUCCUCUAUGACAACCGAGUCGACAGCCACUGCGAUGCAGUCAGAGAUGUCCACCUCGAUCAUGGAGACCACCACGACCCUGGCAACUAGUACGGCUAGAAGAGGAAAGCCCCCCACGAAGGAACCCAUCAGCCAGACGACAGAUGACAUCCUUGUGGCUUCAGCAGAGUGUCCCAGCGACGAUGAGGAUAUCGACCCCUGUGAGCCGAGCUCAGGUGGGUUAGCCAACCCCACCCGCGUGGGCGGCAGAGAGCCGUACCCCGGCUCGGCGGAAGUGAUCCGGGAGUCCAGCAGCACCACGGGCAUGGUGGUGGGCAUCGUGGCGGCAGCCGCCCUAUGCAUCCUCAUCCUCCUCUACGCCAUGUACAAGUACAGAAACCGGGAUGAAGGCUCCUACCACGUGGACGAAAGCCGAAACUACAUCAGUAACUCAGCUCAGUCCAACGGGGCAGUGGUCAAGGAGAAGCAGCCCAGCAGUGCGAAAAGCGCCAACAAAAAUAAGAAGAAUAAGGAUAAAGAGUAUUACGUCUGAUCCGGAGGGGGGAAAAAAAAGAAGAAGAGAGAGAGAAAGAGAGAGAGAGAGAGACACUUGUAUAGAAAUAGUCUUCAUUUUAUCUGAGACAUAAUAUAAACUUAUUUACUUUCCUUUUUACGAAGCACAUACACAAGAAGACAGGGGAUGCUAUCAGGAAGGAAAGACUGUUUUUACAAAAAAAAUAAAUAAAUAAAGUAUCUCAUGCUCUUGUUUCUCAAAAAAAUAAUAAUAAUAAAAUAAAACAAAAAAAAAGGAAAGGAAGAAUAAGAAAGGAAGGAAAAAAAAAAAGAACACUGAAAAUCAACAACAAAACAAAACAAAAACAGGGGCCAAUAAAUUCCCUAAUAUCCGCAGUGUUUUCAUUCCCUGCCUGUCUUUAUGUUGCUGGGACAUUCCUGAAAGACAGUGACGACGCACGCGCUCAUAAAGCAGAGGAGUAUUAACAGCAUCGAGGCACACCACCAAACCAACACUAAACAUCACACACACCAAGAAGCUACCUAUGAUCGUGGAUUCAGCCAAAGUGCUAGCGCUUUCCCGGGAAGCCAGUCAGUGGAUGGCGAGGAGGAAACUGCCCAUUGACAAACUGCAGACCCGAAGUUUGCCAGCCAGGGCGCCUGGAGCUGGGGUUGGAACUUGCAUUUGAAACCAAGUGCUGGCUUUUUUGAAGACUUGUGUAGGAUCACAUUCAAAAAGCCCCUUUCUGUUUGUGAGAGGAAAAAAAAAAAAAAGUAUGGAGGCCUUAUUUUCAGAAAUAUGAAAUAUAAGGCACACUUUCACACUCAAAUUUCAAAACAAAAAUGAGAGGGCAUAGAUGCAAUCAUUGGGGAAUUUUCAUGCACGCUUACUAUGUUAUUACAUAUGUUUAUAUAAAACCCAUCUCUGUGUGCUUUCUGGACUGUGAUAAGUGACGUUUUAUAGCCUGUUGUAUAGAAAAAUGCAAACUAUAUCUCUGCUCUUCAGCCAUUUUCAGUAAAUCCAAUGUUAUAAGUAUUGCUAAAUAUAGGGAGUUUUAUGACAUCAGAGCAGCAAUUAUUUCAGUCAGUUUUAUUUGCCACCAUUAUAAAUUGCCACAAUUACUUUUUUAAACAGAAAUUACAGUGUAGUGUUUAUUCUAAGAAAGACAUGUAUGAAUGUAUAUAUAAAAAAAAAAAGACUCGGCUACUUUUUUUCUUACAUGUACGGCCUUCAUUCUGUUGCGAUUAAGUUUUAGUAUUUGUUUGAAAGGUGUGAAUUAGAAGGUAAAAUAUAUACAUAUGUAUCUUAUAAUCUUUUCUCAGCCCAAGUACUCAUGUUCCUACAUAUGUUCAACAUUCACACUGGUACAUACUUCAAACACACACAAACACAACACCCACGGGGGUCCAUCAGCUAUGAUGGAAGAUAUAAACAUUUGCUGAAAAACUGAAAAGCAUGAAGGAAGAUAGUUGUGCCAAGGUAUUACAACAAAUGAGGUGAUUUGUUUAAUUGAGAUCCCAAUUCCAGAAAACUUCAAAAAGACCUUAGUCUCUAAUAAUACAGUAGAACCUUUCUUAUGAAAUAGAGAAUCAUGGCUAUACUGAUGUAUGAGUUUCAGGCUCAUUCUGUAGGCAGGUUACAGAAGCAACAUUGGUUAACUAUGCUGCAAUCAAAAAAACUUUGUGUUCAAUAAAAAUUAUAUAUUUAAUUAUAUAUAGGCUAUAUAUAAUUAUAUAUAUAUAUAUAUAUAAAUAUUCUUUGAACAUGGUGUGUGUGAUAAACCUCUUUGGAAAGUGAAAUUUUCUCAACUAAAGAAGUGUUCUCAAUAAUUUUUGAUUCUGUAUUACUAUCGAUUAAAAAUCACUCUAUAUUUGCUGAUGAAUGACUAAAUUUUAACUUGACUGGUUUUGCAUCUACAUAGUGUAGUUUUAGUUUAACCAACAUUGAGUAGCAGAAAAAGAUAGAUUAUACACUUGUUUUUGCAUAAUGUUUCAAUGAUGUUCAUAGCAAUAAAUUGUUAACAUGAGAAAGUAAUGCAGUGGCAAUGCAUUCUGGGAUUGUGAGGUGAUGCUUCUGUACAAAUUGGUCACAUUAGUAAAACAUCCCCUGAAAGAACAGUACUAGGUUUCAUGGAGGAGAAGAAUACCUUUAUAAUCAGCUUUAAUCAGCAAAGGCAAAAAAAAAAAAAAUCUUUUAUGAGACUUUAGUAAAUGAAGAACAU
Messenger RNA from Jaculus jaculus (lesser Egyptian jerboa), 3613 nucleotides. It is a transcript of the gene Nrxn1, whose product is annotated as neurexin 1. Lineage: Eukaryota; Metazoa; Chordata; Mammalia; Rodentia; Dipodidae. The transcript has 7 exons. The record is from RefSeq and is a predicted model, not a curated record. Bases 16 to 1431 code for a protein of 471 amino acids.